Trichomonas vaginalis G3 is the source of this 1896-nucleotide messenger RNA. Its product is annotated as protein phosphatase regulator protein. NCBI's taxonomy places the organism in Eukaryota, Parabasalia, Trichomonadida, Trichomonadidae. Gene Ontology annotation, molecular function: protein phosphatase regulator activity. Gene Ontology annotation, biological process: signal transduction. Gene Ontology annotation, cellular component: protein phosphatase type 2A complex. The transcript has a single exon. The record is from RefSeq and is a predicted model, not a curated record. The coding region runs from base 1 to 1896 and encodes 631 amino acids.
AUGAUAGGACUAGGCGCUACACAUCCAUCUUUGUCUGGUCGAUCAUCUAGUUCUUCUACUAGAAAAUCAGUCAAUUAUUAUGCAUUUAAGCAUAUGCAGUUGGCUCCUUUGGAUUUAGAUGACAAUAAUGAUGCUAGAAGCGUAAAUGACGGUAUCGAUAAUACUCCAAAUGAUUUUCCAUUGCCCAUGGCUAAACCCCAAAGUUUUAUGGGAUCAGCUCAAGCUUUUAAGCAAAAAUCUUUAUUACCACCGCUUCGAAGUCAAUCGUCUCAAGAUCAAACUAUAAGAAAAUCGUGUUUACCUCCACUUAGACAAGCUCCUCAUGGGCUUAAUAGCUUUCAUAAUCCAGCUCUUUUCGCAAAAUCAUAUCCAGAAGCAAUUCCUGAUAAAAUUGAAAUUAAAGAAAUGGGUCCAAAGAUAUUACAUAUUAUCCCUCUAGCAAAUGCUCAGAGACCAACUACGCCAAAACCUUCGCCAACUUUAGAUAAUGAAUUAACUGGCGCAAUUACCUUAACAUGCCAGAGAAACUUCACAAAAGGAGAAUCAAAGUACGACAAACCUCCUCCUUUACCUCCUGUCAAAGAUCCUCAAUUUGGAAGGAUAUUAGAGCAAAAAUUAGAGAUUUGCAAAAAUGUUUACGAUUUUAACGACAAUGGUCCAACGGCAGCUGAUAGAGAUAUUAAAUCACGCUCUUUGUGCGAGAUUGUUCAGUUUUUCGAAAAUCCAAACGAGGUUAAGAAACUCAACGAAGAUCUUCAAGUUAAAAUAUUCAAGAUGAUCAAAAAGAACAUAUUCGAUCAAGAUCUGAUCUUUCCAGACCCUCUUAUUUCUCAAUCUUAUGUCAAUGUUGUAAUAGAAACGGGAUGGCAUCAUCUGUUCUACUGCUAUCAAAUAUUAAAUCGCUUCGCUCAGUUGUUUCCUGAAUCUCCACUCCUCAAUAUGAGACUCAUCAAGAAAAUCUUUCAUUUAAUCGAUAUUCCAGAUAACAACGAACGUCUUCAACUCCUAUCAUUCUUACGUACUUACUACGAUUUCCACAAUGCGGAAAGACCAAUACUUCUUCAAAUGACAUACGAUCAUUUGAUAGAAUACCAAAACAAAAUGUUACCUCCAUACUGCGUUCCUCCGCUUUUGGUUUUCUCAUCCCAUAUGUUUACCCGCCUCAACAGAACGUUUACUCCAGAGAUUCUUAAACUAAUUCGAAACGCCGUCUUUCCUUUGAUCAAAUCUCCCCAUAUUUACUUAUUCGGACAGCACCUGCAGCAACUCCUUACAUCAUUGUUCACAUCUGAUCCGCUCAUUGCUAAUGAAUUUUACGAUUAUUUACUAACUCAUUGGCAAUCGGACAAUACUCUCAUUAUGUCAGCCCAUAUUGAGUUCCUGAUAUAUGUAUGCCAAAAGAUGACUCCAGAGCAAAUGAUGAACGUCAGCAAACGAACUUUUAUUAUAUUAACAAUUUGUUUGCUCUCAACACAUCUCAGGAUCAUCAAUGCCACGCUUUUCCUAUGGCUAAGGCCAAAGCUCGACCAAUGGGUUGAAAAUGACUCUCGCCACGCUGUAACUGUGAUGUAUGACAACGUGAAGCGUUUAAGUGAGCUCCAUUGGUCGCAAUCCAUCCGCGAGAAGGCAUCGCAGGUACUCGCUGAGAUGGGAAAGCUCAAUAGAACGGCGUUUCUCAAAAUGAGAAAUAAAAAUACAAAUGAUUCUCGCAGGAAACGCUAUGAAAUUGAGCACCAAUGCAUGAAGAACUGGGCGGCAAUUGCUAAGGAAGCAAUGAACUUCGAAAAAUACGAUGUCAAAGCGAAAUUAUAUGAAAUUAAGGAUUUGUUUGAUUUUAAGGCUCAGGAGAAGAAGAUUAAUGAGUUAUUUGGCAAGCAAUCGAAGCCAAAGGAGUGA